Messenger RNA from Dendrobium catenatum, 1282 nucleotides. RefSeq names its product pseudo histidine-containing phosphotransfer protein 6. Gene Ontology annotation, biological process: phosphorylation; cytokinin-activated signaling pathway; phosphorelay signal transduction system. Gene Ontology annotation, cellular component: nucleus; cytoplasm. The record is from RefSeq and is a predicted model, not a curated record. The transcript has 5 exons. Gene Ontology annotation, molecular function: protein histidine kinase binding; histidine phosphotransfer kinase activity. NCBI's taxonomy places the organism in Eukaryota, Viridiplantae, Streptophyta, Magnoliopsida, Asparagales, Orchidaceae. Bases 599 to 1072 code for a protein of 157 amino acids.
UGCGACAGCUGGAAAGAGAAGGUCAGAGGCAUGUAACUAAAGCCAAAAAAAAACAAAAAAAAACGAAGGAUAUAUAGAACGAACCGAACGCAAGAACAAGGCGCAGAUUUCUGCACAGAAAGCAAAAGCUCUGCGGAAGUAACAAAAAGGGCGUGUAGAGCUAAAAGUGCAAGGCCGCCGGCGACAGGCUGCGGUCGGCGAAAGGCGAGUUCUCAUCGGAAUCUUCAAAAAGGGAAAGCAGAGUUAGAGAGGGAAAGAGGAGCGCAUGCGUGGUGGCCGGCGAUGUACAGUCACCGGUCUGCGGCCGGUCCCAAAGAUGCUAGGCAAUGACAUCGAUCCCGGGGCCCGACGCAUGCCCACCAACUGUUCGCUUAAAUUACCCAACGGCCAAACUUUCACUCUUUUUACUCCUUCCUUUAAGCUCGGGUCCCCAUUAUUUAAUUAAGGUGCACGCGAAUUCCCGUGCCCUUUAAAUUCCAUUCAAAACCUUCCUUCGUUCACUCCGCCGCCGUAUCUCUUUCUUUGGUUCCUAGCUUCAGAAAGAUAGAGAGAGAGAAAGCAGAGGAAACCAGCUUCCAAGACGGGUCUUCCGGUGUGGAUGCUGGGGAUGGGCGCCGGCCGGUGGGAAGAAGACAUGAGCCACCUUCUAGCCUUGCUCUUCCACCAGGGAGUGCUGGACGAGCAUUUCAUGCAGUUGCAGCAGCUACAGGACGAGUCCUCACCGAAUUUUGUGUCGGAAGUAAUCUCCAUCUACUUCAGGGAGUCUGAGAAGCUUCUCAGAAAUAUCAGAACACUACUUUUGGAUCGUGAAUGCACGGAUUAUAGGAAGAUCGGCGUUUAUUUGAACCAUCUGAUGGGCAGCAGCUCUAGCAUUGGUGCUAAUCUUGUUCGAAAUGUCUGCGUCGCAUUCCGCGCAGCUUCAGAGCAUUGUAACUGGGCUGGGUGCCUUCGCUCGUUAGCUGUGCUUGAACACGAGUACUGUUACCUCAAGAACAAACUUCAUGAGCUCUUCCAGAUAGAGCAGCAGAGAGUGUUGGCGGCAGGAGUUCGAUACCACCCUCUUCUGCAAUGAUGCGAGAAAGAGCAAAUCACGACAGCAAUCAAGCAGAUCUUUCUUCUUAGUAGCUGAGACCGGUAGUGAGAUCUAAUCGAUUUAAUUACUGAGGAGUAUUAAUGGUGAUCAGGUCGGAGGACUUGUAAGGCGUGAAUGGCUAGCUGUUAUCUCUGUACUUGUUGUUCAAAAUAAUGAAUUAUUUCUGAUGAGUCUGCAGCUCUUUUAUGU